AUGAUAAAGGAGCUUAGAUUAUGGCAAGGUGUUUAUCAUGGUAUGUAUGGCACUGACACACAUUACGAAAAAGUAUUACAAGCCUUGCAUCUUGCACCAAAUGAGUUUGCAACGGAGGAGGAGUGGUUAUGCGUGCCGGAUAUGGGCCACAUUGUUGCUACGAUGUACCAGGUUGUGUUCGUGACCUUGUCGAAUCGGGGGGGCGCCACCUACUUCCCUCUCACCGGUCCAGUGCUACAUCUGUCAGAGCACAAGAUUUUAUGUUUACUUCUUGUCAACAACAACAACCAUUGGGUGAAGGUGCUUAUUUCAAGUGGUUUUUCUUUGCCAACGGUUAAUCCACAAUGGAUGUAUUAUUGUACUGUUGAAGCUCGUGGUUGGCAACUACCAUACCUGGAUCGCAUGGCCCUAUUCAACAAACUCUCUCGAGAGGCAAAUAUUAUAAUAUUAGUUUUUGUUGAAGUUUCUGUUUCUGUUGUGUUAAAGUUUCUGUUGAAGUUUCUGUUUCUGUUUGUUUAUGUCAAGUUUCUACAUAAUCUCGCACUUUAG
Lotus japonicus is the source of this 549-nucleotide messenger RNA. RefSeq lists its product as uncharacterized. The transcript is spliced from 4 exons. NCBI's taxonomy places the organism in Eukaryota, Viridiplantae, Streptophyta, Magnoliopsida, Fabales, Fabaceae. Bases 1 to 549 code for a protein of 182 amino acids. The record is from RefSeq and is a predicted model, not a curated record.